CUUGCACCUCAAAAUACAUACACCAGAAUCCCAAGACUAGAAUCCUCUAGCAAUGGAUCUAGUAGCAAGUGUGCGAAAAGAAGGGAGCCGCGGCGGUCGCGGGGAAUUCAAAUGGGAAGAUGUCCAAGGCAGUACCCGUCGAGAGAAUUACUUGGGCCACUCGUUGAUGGCGCCUGUCGGGCGCUGGCAACAAGGCCGCGAUCUAUCAUGGUACGCCAAAUCAGGCGCGCCCAACGCCGACGCCGAUGCCGAAGCUUCCUCGGCCGCGGAUGCCCGCGCCGAAGAGAUUCGUCGAGUCAAAGAAGCCGAACAAGACGCGCUGGCUGCCGCGCUGGGAUUCGCGCCGACACCGCGCCGCCUUGACUCUGGUGGGGGCGCAAGCAGAGCGGAGAUCGAAAAGGCAGUACAAGAAACAACUGCCGAUGAUGAUGAAGGUGCCGGUGCAGCAGCGGAUAAAGUGGAUCGCAAGGGAAGAUAUGAUGUCGACAUUGACAAUGCCGAAGGGGGAGGCCGCGGUGUCGGAUAUGGAGGGUUUGGAGGUCGGCAGAUUGGCCCAGUGGGAGAUUCCGAUACGCUAGGUGGAGAAGGAGUUGGAUUGGCAAGAGGUGGGAUUUUGGGUGGGGAAAGUGGUGGGGAGCGCCGCGCACGGCAUAGUCGCCGGGGUGAGCGGGAACGGGAGGAUGAUUACGGACGUGAGGAUAGACAUCGACGAAGAAGAAAAGAAGAGAGAAGGGAAAGAGAAAGAGACAGAGUUCGUGGAUAUGAUCGGGGAUUUGAUCGCGAACGAGGACGGGAUCGGAGCCAUGAAAGACGGCGAGAUCGACGCCGAGAGAGAAGCCGCGAGGAUCGUCAUCAUCGACAUGAGCAGCAUCACCGUCGACAUGGCCGGAGUCGAAGCCGCAGCCGGAGUAGAGAUAAGAGGGAGAGAAGCCCUGGAGACAGAGCUACCUCUCCUCGAGGUGAUCGUCGGCGAGACAGAGACGAUACCUAUGGCGACAGACGCGGUGCGUAUCGAGGAAGUGAGAGGAGAAGAUACAGCGACGAUAGGUAUGGCGACGAUGACAGACGACGGCGGUGAGGUGUACAGACUUUACAGACUUUGACGCAUUACAAUGUGUAACAUGAUACCCGGAGAAAGGAAGCAUCUAGCUUUGGAUUGAAUAAAAAAAAAAGUCUCAUGCGACGAUCUAAAGAAUUCUUUUGAAAAUAAAUCUAUACUUUUAUUUCUAUGGACAAGUGAUAA
Messenger RNA from Xylona heveae TC161, 1243 nucleotides. RefSeq lists its product as hypothetical. The record is from RefSeq and is a predicted model, not a curated record. Bases 53 to 1078 code for a protein of 341 amino acids. NCBI's taxonomy places the organism in Eukaryota, Fungi, Ascomycota, Xylonomycetes, Xylonales, Xylonaceae. The transcript has 3 exons.